CUCUCACACUCAUUCCCAUUCCCAUUCAUUUCAUCACCUCCCUCAUUCUUCCUCUUCUUACUCUCUACAUUACUAUUUUACAAUACAAUACUUGCAGCUGAUCUAACCUCGAAUUCUUAAAUCUUGAAGCAUUCAUUGGUCCUCGCGAUUCGUGCUCAUUUUCUUCAAAACCCUCCAAAUUCCCCCAUUUCUUCCCAAAUUACCCCAUUUUCGCAUCACGCGGACCUCAUAUCGAUCCCCAAUCUCCGUCAUAAUCAUCAUUUCUAGGGUUUACGGAUUCUCUUUGGUCCCUAAAUCCAUCGAUGGAUCGAUCCGAAACGGAAUGAGAUGAGACGGCGCCCCGUUACGGGCGUUCUCUCCGAUCAGAUGGAGAAGUCUGCGCCCAAGAAUCAAAAUUCUCGAAUCUGCUUCCUCGCCGCUCUCUCCGCUUUCUUCUGGCUCCUCCUCCUCUACUUCCAUGUUGACCAAUCCGCUAAGUUCAUCAACCCCACUACUUUCGACGCCAAUAAAGACGAAGAUGAUGAUUCCAAUGAAUUACCUGUACAGCGGCUCCAGCCUCCGCCGCGGAAGCAGAUUGGCUUCCCCGAUCUCGAUUCAGAUUCCCAAAACCUAAACAAAAACCCUAAUAAUUCUCCUCUAAAGGAGAGGAAUUUCCCCUUCAUGAAAGCGCUGACAACCGCAGACAACAAGAACGACCCUUGCGCUGGAAAGUACAUUUAUGUCCACGACCUUCCAUCGAGGUUCAACGAGGACAUGCUCAAAGAGUGCAGAAGCUUGAGCCUUUGGACGAACAUGUGCAAGUUCACCACAAAUGCUGGCCUUGGUCCACCUCUCGAGAACGUUGAAGGUGUUUUCUCCAACACCGGUUGGUACGCCACAAACCAGUUCGCAGUUGAUGUUAUAUUCAGCAACAGGAUGAAGCAGUACGAGUGCUUGACCAAGGAUUCCUCCAUUGCCGCCGCAUUCUUCGUGCCGUUCUACGCCGGAUUCGACAUUGCACGGUACCUUUGGGGCUACAAUAUCUCAAUGAGGGACGCUGCGUCGCUUGAUUUGGUUGAUUGGCUCAUGAAAAGACCGGAAUGGAAGAUCAUGGGCGGGAAGGAUCAUUUUCUUGUUGCUGGAAGGAUAACAUGGGAUUUCAGGAGGUUGAGUGAGGAAGAAUCUGAUUGGGGGAACAAGCUUCUGUUCUUGCCUGCGGCAAAGAACAUGUCUAUGCUUGUGGUUGAAUCCAGUCCUUGGAAUGCCAAUGAUUAUGGGAUCCCUUAUCCGACAUAUUUUCACCCUGCCAAAGAUGAAGAUGUUUUUGUUUGGCAGGAUAGAAUGAGGAAGUUGAAGAGGAAAUGGUUGUUCUCAUUUGCAGGAGCGCCUCGCCCGGACAAUCCGAAAUCCAUUAGGGGGCAGAUAAUUGAGCAGUGCAGGAGUUCAAAAGUUGGAAAGCUCUUGGAGUGUGAUUUCGGGGAGAGCAAAUGCCAUUCCCCUAGCAGCAUUAUGCAGAUGUUUCAGAGUUCACUAUUCUGCCUUCAGCCACAGGGCGAUUCGUACACGAGAAGAUCCGCUUUUGAUUCAAUGCUGGCUGGUUGCAUUCCUGUUUUCUUCCAUCCGGGUUCAGCUUAUACACAAUAUACUUGGCAUCUUCCUAAGAAUUACACCAAGUAUUCCGUGUUCAUCCCUGAGGAUGAUAUUCGCAAGAGGAAUGUGAGCAUUGAGGAGAGGCUUAGUGAGAUUCCACCGGAGCAAGUGAGCAUCAUGAGGGAGGAGGUUAUUAGUCUCAUUCCUAGGUUAGUGUAUGCAGAUCCUCGUUCCAAGUUAGAGACCCUUAAGGAUGCGUUUGAUGUUUCGGUGCAAGCAAUUAUUGACAAGGUUACCAAUCUGAGGAAGGACAUGAUCGAGGGCCGCACAGAUGAGAACUUCAUUGAGGAGAACAGUUGGAAGUAUGCAUUGUUGGAUGAGGGGCAGCGCGAGGUUGGGCCUCAUGAAUGGGAUCCUUUCUUCUCAAAGCCGAAGGAUGGCAAUGGGGAAUCCAGUGAUACCUCUGCUGAAGCUGCAAAGAAUUCUUGGAAAAAUGAGCAGAGAAGCCAAUAGUGAUUCAUCAAAAUUGGAGAUACGAAUUUCAUGAUCUGGAGGCUUCUAAGUGUGGAUUAAUGCAGACUCAAAUCAUUUCCCGAAUUAGGGAUGAAGAACAGGUAGAAAAUCAAUUGCUGGAGUCUUGAACUUGCUGCAGAAUUUGUAUGCGAGUUAACUAUGCAGGUUUCUUUGUUGAGAACCUCCGGCUUGAAGAGAUAGAUAUACUCUGCUUUCUACAGUUUUGUUAUAUAUAGAUUCUUUUUUUUUCUGUCUGGUUUCAACAUUAUGUAUUCUCAGUGGCUCCUAGAUGUAUUCUCCAAGGUUUAAUAAUUAUUUGAUACAAUACUUUUGUUCACUUGAUUCAUAUUAUAGGCAAUAUAAACAAAAUUAUGGUUAA
Molecule: messenger RNA, 2461 nt
Organism: Arachis ipaensis
Lineage: Eukaryota; Viridiplantae; Streptophyta; Magnoliopsida; Fabales; Fabaceae
Source: RefSeq, a predicted model, not a curated record